GCCAUUUCCUCAACCAUCCCCCUUCGAGGCACUAAAACCCUAACAAACUUAGUCGCAGAGCGCUCUCUCUCUCUCUCUCUCUCUCUCUCUCUCUGUAUUAGCAUAGCAGAAUAAGCAUCGUAGAGCGGCUCGUCGAACCUUGUCUGUUUGUCACUCUGGGCAUAUAUACGUAGCGGAAUAUGGUUUGGUUCCAAUGCGAAGACUGCGGGGAGAACUUGAAGAAGCCGAAGCUGUUGAAUCACUUCCGGAUGUGCUCUGCAACCAAGUUAUCGUGCAUUGAUUGCGGGCAAACAUUUGGUCAGAAAAGCGUCCAAGAUCACACUCAGUGCAUUACCGAAGCGGAAAAAUAUGGUCCUAAGGGCCAAAAGAAAGCACCAAGUGGUGCUACUGCCAAGCCAAAUAAUCCUGGAAAGCAGGACCUUGAUUUUGAUGUAAAUGUUGGAUUAUCUGAACGUCCUCCAUGGUUUUGUAGUCUUUGUAGUACUAAGACUACUAGUAAGCAAACCCUGCUCCUCCAUGCUGAAGGAAAGAAACACAGGGCCAAAGCUCGAGCAUUCCAUGCAGCUAAGCAACAGCCCCGAAAGGGAGAAGAAUCCACCCUGGAUCCUAAGGUUUCUAGUGAAACUAAUCAAAAGGAUAAAUUGACUGGUAAUCCAGAUAUAAAGGAACCUAAGGACCAAAAUCCCCCUGAAGUUGUUCAAGAUGUACAUGCUACCUCUGAGGCAGGAAAUGGUAGUUUGCAAUCGAGUAAAAAAAGAAAGCUUGAAACAUCUGAAAAGGAUCAUGCUGGGGAAAUGGCUGGAGGAGGUGAUAUGGCAAGCGAGUUGGGUAAUGGGGAAGUCAUUCAGGUUGAAAGUAAUGAGAAAGAGGGAAGCAGGUGCCAAAAGAAAACUAAACACGACAAGACUAAAGAGGAUAACACAGAGGAGCAUAGCCAUACCAUAGAAGCAAAGAAGAAAAUAAAGUGGAAGAAGUUAAUCAAAUCUGCUUUGAAAUCGAAUCCAGAAGGUGUCCUAAAAAAGAGGAGACUGAGAAAACUUAUUCUGAAGGCUCUAACAGAAUCUGGUUUGAAGGAAGACGAAAGACAAGUAACUGACAUGCUUGAGCAGAAGAUUAGUUCAAGCUCCAGGUUCAUGGUUGAUGACAAAUAUGUCCGCUUGGUGUCCAAAAGUUGAGGCUGGGUACUUUCAUAGAACGUAAAACCUUGAAGUGCUGCCAUUUUUGGGUAGUUUUUGCAUUCAAGAAUUGAGAAAGCCAAGUCUUUUCUUUAUUGAAAUUCAGUUUUACUUGUCUUCAUUAGUCAUUGGUCUUGGGAACCUGGGACUUCCUUGGGACAUGUAUUUUUGGGGACGCUUGGCGUUGGCUAUUGAUAAAAGCUCCCAAUUUGCAUUCGCCUACGGUCAUUGUAACUGAAGCAUUUUGAUCUCUUCUUGUAACAGAUAAUUCAUGCAAGGAAGAGAGUUAUGUUGGGUAAGUGAGUAGUAUAUUAUAUGUA
This is a messenger RNA of Diospyros lotus (date-plum), 1495 nucleotides long. RefSeq names its product UBP1-associated proteins 1C. Lineage: Eukaryota; Viridiplantae; Streptophyta; Magnoliopsida; Ericales; Ebenaceae. Gene Ontology annotation, molecular function: zinc ion binding; DNA binding. The transcript is spliced from 6 exons. The record is from RefSeq and is a predicted model, not a curated record. Gene Ontology annotation, biological process: negative regulation of transcription by RNA polymerase II; rRNA processing. Bases 180 to 1175 code for a protein of 331 amino acids. Gene Ontology annotation, cellular component: nucleolus.